AUGGAUUAUAUACUGCUAUAUUCUCAAGGUAAAUUCUUUUUGGAUGUUCAUCCACCAUUAGGGAAACUAAUUUAUUAUUUAAUUGCAUCUUGGAAAGGUUUUCAACCACAGGAUUUUGAAUCAAUUGGUCAACCUUAUGAGAAUAUACCUUUUAUUUCAAUGAGAUUAUUUUCUGGCAUAUGUGGGAUUAUCGGAGUAGUACUAAGCUAUUUAAUAGUUAGAAUAGAUCAUGGAUGUUUAAUUUCAAUUUUCACAUCAUUAUUAAUACUAUUUGAAAAUUCGUUAUUUACUCAAUCAAGAUUUAUAUUGUUAGAUACACCUUUUAUUUUAGGUCAAUUGUUGACUACUUUUUGUUUUAAAAGUUUUCUAAGAACACCAUUGGGUACUGGAAAGUGGUGGGGCUAUUUAUUAGCCACUGGACUUGCGUUAGGUUGGACUAUAUCUUUUAAAUCAACUGGGGUUUUCACUUUUUUAUGGGUUGGAAUAUUUACUAUUGUUGAGUUAUGGGAUAUACUAGGUGAUUUAUCAGUAACCACUUUUCAAUGGUUCAUUCAAGUAUUUUAUAGAUUUUUAGCAUUAUUCAUUAUACCACUUACUAUCUAUUUAUCAAUUUGGAAAAUUCAUUUUAAUUUAUUACCAUAUGAAGGGCCAAACAGUGGUUCAAUAUCACCACAUUUCAGAUCAUCAUUUAUAAAUUACAAAGCAUCACCAGUUGAAGUGUUAUAUGGAAGCACAAUCACUAUCAAACACAAUGAGUUGGAAAAAUAUUUACAUUCUCACGAUUUAAAAUACCCCAAAGGUUCUAAUUUACAACAAGUUACAUUAUACGAUUUUGAUGAUGAUGUAAAUAAUGAAUGGGUUAUAGAAACUCCACAUAAAUACUAUGAAGAUAAAUUAAUGAAACGGAAGCGACCAGUAAAAGAUGGCGAUACAAUAAGAUUAUACCAUAAAUCAACUGAAAAAUACUUACAUGUGAAUGAUAUAAGACCACCCAUCUCCGAACAUGAUUAUUCAAAGGAAGUAAAUUGCAAUGAAACUAGAGGACUUUUAGGUGAUUCAGAAUAUGAAUUUAAAAUAAGAAUAAUGAAUUCAAAACCACAUUCUAAAAAUAAUUUACCAAUGAUUAAAUUAAGAGCUACUGAAUCUAUAUUUCAAAUAGUCCAUAAACAUCAUAAAUGUAAUGUUAUAAGUCAUUUUACAAAAUUACCACAAUGGGCUAAUUAUCAAAAUGAAGUAUUAUGUGUUGAAGAACCAACUAUUCCUAAUUCAAUGUGGUACGUUGAAUCGAACAAUCAUCCGUUACUCACUGAAAAUUUUGUUGAAUUUGACCAACCAUUCCCGUUCUGGAAAAAAAUUUGGGAGAUUCAUUUAGCUAUGAUUAGGGUAAAUUCUGAUUUUACUAAUGAACAUAGUUCAAGUUCAUACCCUUCAAGUUGGCCUUUUGUAUUAAAAGGAAUACCUUAUUUUAACACUUCUUCAAAAUACCUUGGUUUCAAUGAGAGUCCAAUUCAAAUUUAUUUUCUUGGGAAUAUUGUUAUUUAUUUGGCUAGUUUCAUUGCAAUUAUUUUCACUUUUAUUAAAAUCUCAUUUCAUUUGGUCAAGAUUUCAAAUCCAUAUGUUCAAUACUUUGAUUCUACCAAUAAGCAAAAAUUUUGUGAUAAUUCUACUCAAUAUUUAGUUGGUUGGGUAAUUAAUUAUUUCCCAUACUUUGUGAUGGAACGAAACUUAUACUCCCAUCAUUAUUUACCAGCAUUGGUAUUUGCAAUAUUAAUCCUUUCAGAAUUUAUAAACUAUCAACAUUCCAUUAUUAGAAACACACUAAUGAUCUUAAUAUUAAGUUCUUCAGUUUAUGUAUUUUAUGAAUUUAUUCCUAUUAUUUUCGGAACAAAUUGGACUUUUGAUCAAUGUACUGCUCAUAAAUGGUUUCCUGGCUGGAAUAUAGAUUGUAAUACAUAUAUAGGUUGA
This is a messenger RNA of Lodderomyces jiufengensis, 1965 nucleotides long. It is a transcript of the gene PMT5, whose product is annotated as putative dolichyl-phosphate-mannose--protein mannosyltransferase. Gene Ontology annotation, molecular function: dolichyl-phosphate-mannose-protein mannosyltransferase activity. Lineage: Eukaryota; Fungi; Ascomycota; Pichiomycetes; Serinales; Debaryomycetaceae. Gene Ontology annotation, cellular component: endoplasmic reticulum; membrane. The transcript has a single exon. Gene Ontology annotation, biological process: protein O-linked glycosylation via mannose. The record is from RefSeq and is a predicted model, not a curated record. The coding region runs from base 1 to 1965 and encodes 654 amino acids.